AACAAAUUAACCUCCACCACCACCAAUGGUCAUGGAGGAUCCUCGGCCGCCGGCAAACCCUAGUCACUUAACUCGCCUCAACACCUACGUCGCCAAGAGCCGAGUCGGCAAGCGCUUCAAACUCACCGAGCGCAACUCCACCUUCACCACCGAGCUCCGCGCCGGCACCGCCACGUUUCUCACCAUGGCCUACAUCCUCGCCGUCAACGCUUCCAUCCUCACCGACUCCGGCGGCACCUGUUCCGUCUCCGACUGCAUACCCCUCUGCUCCAACCCCUCCUUCUCCGCCGCCAACUGCACCGGAACCGUCAUCCAGCCCGACGAGUCGUGUAAAUUCGACCCUGUCAACUCCGGCUACGCCGCCUGCCUUGACCGCGUAAGAAAAGACCUCAUUGUCGCCACCGUCGCCUCCUCCCUCAUCGGCUGCCUCAUCAUGGGCGCCUUCGCCAACCUCCCUCUCGCUUUGGCCCCCGGAAUGGGCACCAACGCUUACUUCGCCUACACCGUCGUCGGGUUUCACGGCUCCGGCAACGUCUCAUACCAGAGCGCCUUGGCAGCCGUUUUCAUGGAAGGACUAAUUUUCCUCCUCAUCUCCGCCAUCGGACUCCGCGCCCAUCUCGCCAAGUUGAUCCCUAAACCCGUCCGGAUCAGCUCCUCCGCCGGCAUCGGCCUCUUCCUCGCCUUCAUCGGCCUCCAGUCCAACCAAGGCAUCGGACUCAUCGGCUACAGCUCCUCCACCCUCGUCACGAUCGGAGCCUGUCCCACCAAGUCGCGCGCCAUGCUCGCGCCCGUCGUAGCGGCCGCGAACGGCACCGUCAGCCUGCUAGCUGGCGGCACGGUCUCGGGUGACAUAUUCUGCACCCGAGACCGGAUGGAGAGCCCCACAUUCUGGCUCGGUGUGGUCGGCUUCAUCAUCAUAGCCUAUUGCCUAGUCAAAAACGUAAAGGGGGCCAUGAUCUACGGCAUCGUGUUCGUCACGGCCGUGUCAUGGUUCCGUAACACACAAGUAACGGCGUUCCCUGACUCCGACGCCGGGAACGCGGCGUUCGAGUAUUUCAAGCAAGUCGUAGAUGUCCACACUAUCAAAUCCACGGCGGGGGCCCUCAGCUUCAAGAGCUUCGGAAAAGGGUAUUUCUGGGAAGCCCUAAUUACGUUCCUAUACGUAGACAUAUUGGACACGACCGGUACGCUCUACUCCAUGGCACGCUUCGCCGGAUUCAUGGACCAAAACGGUAAUUUCGAAGGUCAGUACUUUGCCUUCAUGUCGGACGCCACGUCGAUAGUGGUGGGGUCCUUGCUCGGCACGUCACCGGUGACGACGUUUAUAGAGUCGUCGACGGGGAUAAGAGAAGGAGGACGUACGGGGCUGACGGCUUUAACGGCGGCGGGGUACUUUUUCUUUGCGUUUUUCUUCACGCCGUUAUUGGCUUCGAUUCCGGCGUGGGCGGUGGGGCCGCCGCUGAUAUUGGUGGGGGUGUUGAUGAUGAAGUCGGUGGUGGAGAUAGAGUGGGAUGAUAUGAGGCAGGCGAUACCGGCGUUUGUGACUUUGAUACUGAUGCCGUUGACGUAUUCAAUAGCCUAUGGUUUGAUUGGUGGGAUUGGGACCUAUAUUGUUCUGCACCUAUGGGAUUGGAGCAGAGAGCUUUUAGUGAAGCUUGGAGUUUUGAAAGGUGAAGAAGGAGUUGUGGUGGUCAAUGGAAAUGGGGUGGUGCAUGAUCAGCCCAAAGAUGACCAAGCUGCGAAAGAGCUUGAAGUUUAGCUUCUUCUUCUUCUUCUUCUCCUUAGUUUUUUCCUUUUUUUUUUGUCUUUUUUUUUUUGUCAGAGAUUAAUUU
This is a messenger RNA of Fragaria vesca subsp. vesca, 1832 nucleotides long. Its product is annotated as adenine/guanine permease AZG1-like. Gene Ontology annotation, cellular component: plasma membrane. Gene Ontology annotation, biological process: transmembrane transport. Lineage: Eukaryota; Viridiplantae; Streptophyta; Magnoliopsida; Rosales; Rosaceae. Gene Ontology annotation, molecular function: purine nucleobase transmembrane transporter activity. The record is from RefSeq and is a predicted model, not a curated record. The coding region runs from base 26 to 1759 and encodes 577 amino acids. The transcript has a single exon.